Camarhynchus parvulus is the source of this 9572-nucleotide messenger RNA. RefSeq names its product nuclear receptor coactivator 3 (gene NCOA3). Lineage: Eukaryota; Metazoa; Chordata; Aves; Passeriformes; Thraupidae. Bases 1154 to 5542 code for a protein of 1462 amino acids. The transcript is spliced from 23 exons. Gene Ontology annotation, biological process: positive regulation of transcription by RNA polymerase II; cellular response to hormone stimulus. The record is from RefSeq and is a predicted model, not a curated record. Gene Ontology annotation, molecular function: protein dimerization activity; nuclear receptor binding. Gene Ontology annotation, cellular component: nucleus.
UGUAAGUUCAACCUCUGUGUUCUGCAGUUUAGCAGAUGCCCUGAAAUAGGUGAGCUGGCUUGGUUAGAGUAAGGUGGGGUUAAAGCAAAAUGAAAGAAAAUGGAAGGAGACAGUUGAAGGCAAACCUUUGGAGAAUGAUCUAUUCAAAGGACAGAAGAAUUUGUGGGUUUUUUCAGAUAGCUGUGCUCAUCAAAACAUUAUAGCUCCUAAGCCAUGUUUUGCAGACAGAUGACACACUGGGGUGAAUAUUAUGAGGUGGAGACAAGUAAGACUCAAGUAAGGAAGAUAAAUAACUUUUGGUCCUGACUGGAUGCAGGCACUUGUCUGACCAUAUUGUCUGUCAUAAAUCUACUUUUGAUGAAAAAAGAUCACAUAAGUUUUAUUCUUAAAGAGGAUUAAUGAUAUCAGGCUUAAGUUUUGUAUGCUCUUCCCUUGUGUCCCCUCCAUGGUGUGCUGUGAUUAUCCUGUUAGUGUUUGUACACUGUUACUUAUAGGCCUCGUCUAUAUGAGAAUCUAACAAGUUUUCAUACUGAUGAAAGCACAGAAGUAAGGCUUUGUAGCUUUUUGACCUUUCAGUGGACUGGUAGGUACAUUAAAAAAUACUUACUGGACUUUGAAAAGAGAAGCUAUUCUAUGCCCAGAGACAAUUACUAGUAACCUUUAUCCUAAUAAUUUUGACACUGCCCAAGAAUAUAAACUUCUGACUGCAGUGAACCUAAGCAUAACUUCCCACGCUGUGUGGGAUGUACUGCUAGAGGUGGGUCAUUCGCUGGGCGAAUGUAGUGUGGCAUUUACUGAUCAGAAAACGCAUUGCAUCCAUCACGCUUCAUAGCCGAUCUUCUGCAACUGCAUGACAUAAAUGCAUGACCAUGCGCUCCUCAGUUAGUUACUAUGUUUUAUUUGCUUACCAGAUGCUAAUGUGACAACUUCUCAGUGCACACAUGGCUGAAUAUUAACUUCAAAGAUCAAACAGUGACUCUCCAGCUCAGUUUUGUUGAAUGUUAGAUACAGUUCAGUCGGUCGCCUUGUAUGGGAACUAAAAAAAUAUGCAAGGAAAGGAUGUGACUUAAAAUGAAUUCUAAUUCUGAAGGUCCUCUGAAAAAUAUGCAGUGCUUGAAUGUUUGCUAAGGACUACUGCUGAUGCAAGGUCAAGAUGAGUGGAUUAGGAGAAAACUCCUUAGAUAGUUUGACUAAUGAGUCAAGGAAGCGCAAGCCAUUGCCCUGUGAUACACAAGGUGCAAGUCUGGUCUGCAGUGGUGAGAAGCGUCGACGUGAGCAGGAAAGCAAAUACAUUGAAGAACUGGCUGAGCUGAUAUCUGCUAAUCUGAGUGACAUUGACAAUUUCAAUGUCAAACCAGACAAAUGUGCUAUCUUAAAAGAAACUGUGAGACAAAUUCGACAAAUAAAAGAGCAAGGAAAAGCAGUUUCUAAUGAUGAUGAUGUUCAGAAAGCUGAUGUAUCAUCCACGGGUCAAGGAGUUAUUGACAAGGAUUCAUUGGGACCUCUUUUAUUACAGGCAUUGGAUGGCUUCCUCUUUGUUGUAAAUCGAGAUGGGAACAUAGUAUUUGUAUCAGAAAAUGUCACACAGUAUCUGCAGUAUAAACAAGAAGAUUUGGUUAAUACAAGUGUGUAUGGUAUCUUGCAUGAAGAGGACCGGAAGGACUUCCUUAAAAACUUACCUAAAUCUUCAGUUAAUGGAGUUUCUUGGAGUAAUGAAGCACCUAGACAGAAGAGCCAUACAUUCAAUUGCCGGAUGAUGGUGAAAAGCUCUCAUGACCUCUUUGAAGAUGUAGGUGGCUACCAGGAUAUUCGUCAAAGAUAUGAAACUAUGCAGUGCUUCGCUUUAUCACAGCCAAGGGCUAUGAUGGAAGAGGGGGAAGAUUUGCAAUCCUGCAUGAUUUGUGUGGCACGUCGUAUUACAACUGCAGAAAGGGUAUUUCCAGCAAAUGCAGAGAGCUUUAUUACAAGACAUGAUCUUUCAGGCAAACUUGUCAACAUUGAUACAAACUCAUUACGAUCUUCCAUGAGACCUGGCUUUGAAGAUAUAAUUCGUCGCUGUAUUCAGAGGUUCUUAUGCCACAAUGAUGGGCAGUCAUGGUCAAAUAAACGCCACUAUCAUGAAGCUUAUACACAAGGUCAUGCCGAAACCCCAUUGUAUAGAUUUUCUUUAGCGGAUGGUACAAUAGUGACAGCACAAACAAAGAGUAAACUGUUUAGAAAUCCUGUGACUAAUGACCGCCAUGGAUUUGUCUCUACCCACUUCCUUCAAAGAGAACAAAAUGGAUAUCGACCAAAUCCUAAUUCUGUUGGGCAAAACAUCAGAACAACUGUGACUGGAAACACAAAUUCUGUUAACGGUCUUAUGAACAUGUCACCUGGUCAAGCCAUGCCAAUGCAGAACAGAAACUAUGGGAUGGGAGAUCCCAAUGCAGUGGGUCAGCUCACCAGCGCUCGAUUUGGAAGCCCUGGGAAUAUGGGGCCAGUGAACUCUGGAACUGGCAUGCAGUCCUCUGCUUAUCAGAGUAACAGUUUUGGGUUAAAUAUAAGCAGCCCACCACAUGGCAGUCCUGGCUUAACUUCCAGCCAACAGAAUCUAAUCGUAUCUCCUAGGAAUCGAGGGAGUCCAAAAAUGAGUUCACACCAAUAUUCUCCAGUUACAGGUAUGCACUCGCCUAUGGGAUCUGCCAGCAACACUAGCAACAGCACUUUUUCUAGCAGUUCUCUUAGUGCUCUGCAAGCCAUUAGUGAGGGUGUUGGAAAUUCCCUUUUAUCAACACUUUCUUCACCGGGUCCAAAAUUGGAUAAUUCCCCAAACAUUAGCGUAACUCAGCAAAUUAAAACAAGUAUCCAGGACUCCAAAAGCCCUUCUGGUUUGUAUUGUGAACACAACCAAGUGGAAAGUUCCAUCUGUCAGUCCAACAGCAGAGAUCUCUUUAGUGAAAAAGAUAGUAAAGAGGGAAAUCAGGAGGCAUCUGAAAGUCAGAGGGGACCAUCUGAGAGCAAAGGGCAUAAAAAACUCCUUCAGCUACUUACGUGCUCCUCAGAUGAAAGAGGACAUUCUACAGCAUCAAACUCACCUUUAGACUCAAAUUGUAAAGAAUCUUCUGCCAGCGUUACCAGUCCUUCAGGAGUUUCCUCAUCAACAUCUGCAGGGGUAUCUUCCUCCUCAAACAUGCAUGGGUCGCUCCUGCAAGAGAAGCACAGGAUUUUACAUAAAUUGUUGCAGAAUGGUAAUUCUCCAGCAGAGGUGGCCAAGAUCACAGCUGAAGCUACUGGUAAAGACACAUAUCACGAUGCUAGUAACACAACCUCCUGUGGAGAAGACACUGUCAAACAGGAACAACUAAGUCCAAAGAAGAAAGAAAACAAUGCUUUACUAAGAUAUCUACUAGAUAAAGAUGAUAUUAAGGAACCGCUUUCCAAAGAGCUGAAGCCUAAAGUAGAAAGUGUGGAUAAUAAGAUGGGACAAUGCACGCGUUCUGCAAUUCCCACUUCGAGUCAAGAAAAAGAGAUGAAAAUAAAAAUGGAGCCAGCAGAGGAGAUGAAUGGAGACUUGGAUAAUUUGGAUGCAAUUCUAGGUGAUCUUACUAGUUCAGAGUUUUACAAUAAUGCUAUCUCUGCAAAUGGAAAUAACCCUGGAACAAAGCAAGCAUUAUUUCAAGGAAAUGCCCUGUUGGGGCAAUGGAUUGCUGAGAUAAGCAAAGGAGGUGAAGCAUGGAUAAUGAAAAAUAUAAAACCAGGUGUGAAGAGUCCCCAGUCUGUGCAGACUACUCGCCCACCUUUUAACAGAGCCAUGUCUUUAGACAGCCCUGUGGGCUCAGGUGCUUCAGUGAGGAAUGUCAAUGCAUUCUCCAUGUUACAAAAGCAAAACUUGAUGGGUGGAAGUCCAAGAAUGAUUGAAAACCAAGAAAAUUUUGGAGCAAAUCUGGCAAGUGCUCCCCACAGAAAUGUGGCGAUGAAUCAGCAUCAGCCAGGAGACUGGGGUUUGCCAAACUCCAAAGUGAAUGGAUUGGAAUCUGCAAGUUCUGCUGCAAUGUUGAGACCAGGAGCUGAAUUUAGGACAGCUCUUCCGAGGCCCCCAGAGGCUGUCUCUGUGUCUGGGCUGCCUGUUCGCUCUAACAGCAUACAUGGUAAUAGGGCAAUGCUGCAACAGCAAAUGAUUCACAUGAGGCCGAAUGAGAUAAACAUUGACAUGGGAGGUAAUCCCUAUGGACAGCCUGGACCUUCUAACCAACCUGGAUUGUGGCCUGACAAUAUGAUGUCCAUGGAGGAAGCGUCACGGGGUUCACAAAACAGACAAUUAGUUAGAAGCUCUUUGGAUGAUCUCUUAUGUUCGGCACCAAAUGUGGAAGGCCAGAAUGAUGAAAGGGCACUUCUAGAUCAGCUACACACACUAUUGAGUAAUACAGAUGUCACAAGUCUGGAAGAAAUUGACAGAGCAUUAGGAAUUCCUGAUCUUGUAAACCAAGGACAAGCUUUGGAACCCAAACAAGAUUCAUUUCAAGGUCAGGAAUCUUCAGUUAUGAUUGACCAGAAGCCUUUGUUAUAUGGUCAACCCUAUCAAGGGCAAGGGGCAGCAAUGCCAGGAAGUUUUAGUAACAUCCAGGGACAACAGCCGUCUUUUAAUUCAUUGAUGAAUCAGAUGAGCCAACCGAGCAAUUUUCCUCUGCAAAGUAUCCAUCCCCGAGCACAUGUGAUGAGACCUAGGACCAACACACCAAAGCAGCUACGCAUGCAGCUCCAGCAGAGGCUCCAGGGACAGCAGUUUAUGAAUCAGACCCGUCAAAGUCUUGAAAUAAAAAUGGAAAAUCCAGUCAGUGGUACUAACUCAGUGAUGAGACCAGUUAUGCAGCCACAGGUGGGAUCCCAGCAGCAAGGUUUUCUUAAUGCUCAAAUGGUGGCUCAGCGUAACAGGGAACUAAUAAGUCACCAUUUUAGACAACAGAGGAUGGCAAUGAUGAUGCAGCAGCAACAGCAACCUCAGGCCUUCAGUCCACCACCAAAUGUGACAGCCUCAGGAAGCAUGGAUAGUGCUUUGACAGGCCCUCCAAUGGCUCAAGUUCCUUCACCGCAAUUCCCCUAUCCACCUAAUUAUGGAAUAAGCCAACAACCCGAUCCUGCAUUUAGUAGAGUAUCAAGCCCUCCCAAUCCAAUGGUAUCAUCAAGAAUUGGACCCUCCCAGAAUCCUAUGCUGCAGCAUCCUCAGUCAGCAACAAUGUACCAGUCCUCAGAGAUGAAGGGCUGGCCCUCAGGAAGCAUCCCCAGAAACAGUUCUUUUCCCCAGCAGCAGUUCAGCCAUCAAGGUAGCCCAGCAGCAUACAGUAUGAUGCACAUGAAUGGCAGCAGUGGCCAUAUUGGACAGAUGAGUAUUAAUACCAUGCCUAUGUCAGGACUGCCUAUGGGUCCAGACCAGGUAAGUUGUACAUCAAGACUGAUGAAAAGAUUUGCUGACUCUUUUUCUAUUGAGUACAGUCUGCUUACAUCCAUUCCUCCUGCACAAUCCUGUUCUCAGUUAUCCUGUUUGUAUCUGUGGGCCUAUUAAUUUUAUGUCCUAAGAGAUACUUUCUUUUUGAUGAUACAUAAGCAAAUUCACAAUGAGGCCAAGCUGUAUGCUGGGAUUAGCUGUUGACUUUGAAGUAUCAUGGAUAGGACCAAGCCUUAAACUGCACAAAGGAUGAUGAAAUACUUCUGAACCUGGAGAAACCCCAGAAAAAAAUCCAUGGACAUUGUGAAAUGCAUCUUCAGCAGAUCUGGAAAACUACAUGUAAUAGCUCUUACAAGAAAGGCUAAGAAUCCUGCUAGUGCAGUAUCCUUCUCGUAGACACUGAUAAUGAUACUUGCCCUUACAAUACCUUAGAAUAACUUGUGUAUGCAUAGCCAGAAACAAUGGAAAAUUUAGACCCCUCAUUUAAGGUGAAAAUGUGCUAAUAACAGGCACUGAAAAGAAAGCUGAAAUACAAAAUACACUUUUGCUACAGUCUUUACACAAAAUGCCUCAUGAGCAACAUAAUACUGACAUAAGCUAAAUCUAUUCAAGUAAAAAGUAUCUCAUGAAAUUUUGAGCAGCAUGCCUGAGGAAGGAGUCAGAAUAAUGAGGACUUCUGGGGGUUAGUAAAGUUUUGGAGGACUUUGAUACAAUGAAUGCCUUUUAUAAGUAGGAGAAUAUAAAGGUGAAAUGUCAGAUUUUCCAAAUCUAUAUGACAUAAAGAUACCCAAAUAGUGUGUUUAGGAAAUUCUAGGACAGCAUUUAUCUUCUAGAAAUUUAUUUUCAAAGUGGAGCACUAAAAAGCUCUUCUGCUUCUAGGCAUUGAUUGGCAGUAGUUCCUUCUUCCAAAUGCAGAACAUAAACCAUUUCUUUCAGCAAAGAUAUCUUCUCUGAUGAAAGUAUCUUCUCUUUAACAGAAAUACUGCUGACAUCUAGAACCACAUCUUCAAACAAGAAUGGUUGAAUGCACUAGUGUUAUAAAGGAAAGUGACGCAUUCUUCAUGGCAAGUCAUGCUGGGCUUAACAGAAACCAGUGAUAAAUUUCCUCAUCCAGAGGAAAACAAACCAAAAAAAAAACCCUACCCAAGAAAAAUACAUUUUAGUAGAAGCACCCUAUGAAUUACUGUAUGAUGUGGGCUACGAAAAAAAUGUCAUUAAUAUUUUUGGAACUCUGCUUCUAGGAAUGUGAAUUUGGUAAUGCCAUUUUAAUAGAUUUGAUGAGUAGACUCCUGGAAUCCCUUAUCUGUUUACUGUAGCUAUCCAAAGCCCUUUAGCCCAGGCAGACAAAAGUGCCUGGAGAAGUCACAGUGGUAAGAAUUUCCUGAUUUCUCUUUUAACAAUAUCUGACAGAGAAUGUAGUUCUUAGCCUUCACUCUUUUAUAAGAAUCCCUGAAUAGAAAUGCUGCUUUUAGUCUCUUAUCCCAAGAGUCAGGGAUUUCCCAAGCAAAGCAGCAGUGCAAAAUUAUUUGGCACAUGCUAGUCCAAAAUCCUGUCUGUUGAAGCCAAGGGUAGAAAAGAGAGGAUAAACAACUUAAAUUAUUUAAACACAAUUGUGACUAAUAUUUAGAUAUUGCUGUGCAGCUGAGUGCACUUUAUAGAGGACUAUAUAAUGGAUUAAUGCAAUGUCUUUGAUAAGGACAUAAUAUGAAGGUAGGGUGUACUCAUAUUCCUUCACAAACACAAUCUCUUAAGAAUUAUUUGAAAAGACUGCAUAAUGUAAUGUUUUCUGUGUAUGGAAAUUAGAGCAAUAAUCUUUCAUCUUUUUUUGAAAAAAGCUUCAGAAAACUCAAGGCAAGAUGCUGCAGCCAGAAUCAGAAUUUUGCAGUCUUUUUUUGUGAAUAAAUUUUGUAAAUAUGAUCUUUAAAAUAAUGUAUUAUAUAUAUGACUUUUAUAGGUCACUAACUCAUUUUUGCAGAGUUUGUGAAACUAAAUGUUUAACAAAAUUGAUUCUGGAAACUGAGUGUAGUUGAGGUCCAAAUUUUUUUUUUUUUAAUUACAUUUAAGGAUUUUGAAGCUGGGUGACUUUGGCCCACAUAUUUCUCUUCUUUGGUCUUCAACACUUCAUUUAUUUUUACAUGUUUAACAUAGAGCUUUUUAUAAAAAAAUAGACUGGUUGUUGAAUACUUUCUCCACCUCCAAGCACUUUUGUUACAUUUCUUUUUACCUAAGGCAGUUUGACACGAAGGCUCUGCUUUGUAAGAUCUUACAAUUUGUCAGGAUAGACCUGUCUGUCUAUAAUAGGUUGCCUUUUCAGCUGAUGAAUCUGGAUUGUGUCUUUUUGGUCAAUUUUAAUGAACUCUAAAUGUUCUUUGAAAAUGUUUGUCUGUUGCAAAAUACUUGUUUUUAUGUUACAUCCAGAAAUCUUUAAGGAUCUUAAGCCACAUUUUAACCAAAUGUCUACACCUCAUUGGAUUAUUCUAAUAGUAACGAAUGUAUUUUCUAAGCAGAUUUCUGUCAUAGCAGUAUUUAAGUGUUGUUACAUAUUCUUUGCUGAUGGCACUGGGGGAUUUUCCCCCCUCCAUUUUGGGUGCUUGAAAUGAAGAUCCCUUUGCACUUUUUGCAUUUACAAGGAAUUAAACCGCGAAACCUUCCUAAGGGAUGACCCAGAAAUGUUUAAGAUGUGUGGUGCUUCUGUUACGUUGUUCAUUGUGUAAUGGAAAACCGAUUUCUCCCAACUGAGUAAAAGAAACCAAAAAUCCCCUGACCUGUGUUAUUUUUUCCUUAUUCUUGGUACUGUUAGCAAGAUGAGGUUUUAUUGUUCAGACUAUUCAGUGAUUUUCCAUUUUAAUAGAAGUAAUUUUCACUAGAAAUAUUCUCAUAAAUUCAUCCUUAGCACCUAGCCAGCUGUGUUUCAAAGAGAAUGUAGAGUCAAUUGUGCUACUUCAUGUAACCCUGUCUCUUCCACUAGUCCUGAGUAUAUAGAUUAUCACAGCACUUGGAAUUUUCAGUCCGAUUAAUGUGUGUUUAUAAUGCAAAACUUUUAAAAGCCUAAGAAACUUUUAUCUUUUCAUUUCUUGGAUCAUAUCUAUUUGUUGAGUAAGUGCUGCUUACUGAGGGCAAAAGGCAACAGUCCCUUGCAUUUUAUAUCAAAUCAGAAUAGAACAAUAUUUAUAUUUUGUAGUUGGUCAUUAUACUGAUGGAAACUACAAAAACCAGUUGCUUUCAUUAGGUGAGCUCUUAGACUAUAUACUGCUAUAUACAUCUUGCAGUACAAUUUUUUUUUAAAUUAGUAAUUCUAUUUAUGCAUGUAUGUAUAACUGGUACCUACCUGACUGGCAUUAUAAAAGCUCAUCCUUUUCUCAUAGGUUUAGCAUGCUGGAGCUUUCCAGUACCUACUUUUUUUUUCCUGAAUUAAAAGAUGUUUAGUUUAAACUUGAUGAAGGGGCAGGGGGCAUUUUUAAAAUGCAUUGACAGCGUAUUUCGUGGCAGCACCAAAUAGUACAUCUGGUUUGAAAUCUGUUGACAUUUAGUUACCACCAUCAAUUUUGCUUUGGUCCUAUAGCAGUACAUUUUUGUGGAUGUUUUUUAAAAUAAUACCCACAUAAGAUUAUUCAGCAGUAAGAGAUGAAUUAGCUAGUACAGCAACCUCUGAUCACUGCUGCAUAAAUGAGCAUUGUUUUGCUAUGUCUCUGUUACUUUUUUGAUCACAUGUGUUUAUUAAACUUCCGUGUAGUGCACUUUUUUUCCUUGGCCUAUAAUACCGCUUCUGAAGUGAGAAAUUCAGACCACGUUUUUGUCACAAGACGAAACUUCCUUGAAUGUUGCACCAGUUAGCACACCUUUUAUUAUAGAAUUUAUGUGCAGACCACCAGAUGACAGAAUGAUACAGCAAGUGUGAAACUAUGUAAAUCUGAGAGCAAUGUUUUAAAAAAAUUCUCAGGAGAAGGCAUACGGUAUUGAGAACUGAAUCUAAGCUUAGUUUACAUUACAAGUAUUGCUUGAAAUAUCUGUAUCUUUAUUUUGCAAAACAGAGAAAUCAUAGGGACUGAUUUAUAAAAGGGUUGGUUGUAAGGUGUUACUGCCCUUCUGGGUUUUGUGUUUGGAUGUUAAUAAUAAUGUAAAUAAAGGUUUCUAUUUAUAAUUACAA